Molecule: messenger RNA, 3276 nt
Organism: Carlito syrichta (Philippine tarsier)
Lineage: Eukaryota; Metazoa; Chordata; Mammalia; Primates; Tarsiidae
Gene: CCDC73
Product: coiled-coil domain containing 73
Exons: 17
Coding region: 12-3191 (1059 amino acids)
Source: RefSeq, a predicted model, not a curated record
UAAAUAGUAAUAUGGAGAAAGAUUUCAAGACUGAGUCAUCAUCAUCUACCUUUGCUCUUCAAAGUUCUUCAGAGACAUUGUUUUCUAUUCAGCUAUUAGAUUUCAAAACAAGUUUACUGGAAGCAUUGGAAGAAUUGCGUAUGAGAAGGGAAAUAGAAACUCAAUAUGAGGAGCAGAUUGGGAAAAUUAUUGUGGAGACUGAAGAACUUAAAUGGCAAAAAGAAACUCUUCAGAGUGAAAAGGAAACAUUAGCAAAGCAACAAAAAGAAGCAAUGGCAGUUUUUAAAAAGCAGUUGCAAAUGAAGAUGUGUGUCUUGGAAGAAGAAAAGGGAAAAUAUCAACUUGCUACAGAAAUAAAAGAAAAAGAAAUCGAAGGAUUGAAAGAAACAUUAAAAGCAUUACAGGUUUCUAAAUAUUCUUUACAGAAGAAAGUGACUGAAAUGGAGCAAAAGAUCCAGUUACAUCUUCUGGCUAAAGAAGAUUAUCAUAAGCAACUGAAUGAAAUUGAGAAAUACUAUGCUACAAUAACAGGUCAAUUUGGAUUGGUAAAAGAGAAUCAUGAAAAGUUAGAACAAAAUGUACAGGAAGCAGUACAAUUAAACAAAAGACUUUCAGCUUUAAAUAAAAAGCAAGAAUCUGAAAUAUGCAGUUUAAAGAAGGAACUAAAAAAAGUAUCCUCAGACUUGGUGAAGUCCAAGGUCACAUAUCAAUAUAAGAUGGGAGAAGAAAACAUCAAUCUAACAAUUAAAGAACAAAAAUUUCAAGAACUUCAAGAAAGACUCAGCAUGGAAUUGGAAUUAAAUAAGAAGAUUAAUGAAGAGAUUACCCAUAAUCAAAAAGAAAAACAGGAGAUCAUCGUUUCUUUCCAACAUAUCCAGCAGUUAUUUCAGCAACAAAUUCAAGCUAAUGCUGAAUUGGAGUCAGAACUGAAGAUGCUAAAAGAAAAUAAUCAGACCCUUGAGAGAGAUAAUGAGCUGCAAAGGGAGAAGGUAAAAGAAAAUGAAGAAAAGUUUCUUAAUCUUCAAAAUGAGCAUGAGAAAGCACUAGGAACUUGGAAAAGACAUGUUGAAAAACUUAAUGGAGAAUUUAAUGAGAUCAAAAAUGAAUUAUCAUCACUUAAAGAAACUCAUAUAAAGUUACAAGAACAUUACAACAAAUUAUGCAGUCAGAAAAAGUUUGAAGACAAGUUUCAGAAUGUUCCAGAAAUAAAUAAUGAAAACAGUGAAAUGUCAACUGAAAAAUCAGAAAAUACCAUUAUAGAGAAGUAUAUUGAGCAAGAAACAAGGGAAGAAAAUAUGGAGAGUUUUUGUUCAGAAACUGAAUACAGAGAAAAAGAGGAAAAGAAAGAAGACUUAUCUAUAGAUGAAAUCAUUAUAGAAGAUUUACAACUUUCUGAAAAAAGCUUCAAGAGUGAAGAUACUACUGUAUCUCAGAAUGAAAAUCAAAGUGAAAUCUCCCUAAGCAAAACCCUCUGCUUAGAUAAAGAAGUAAUUAGUCAAGGACAAACCUUGAAUGUUACUGACAACAGAAAAUCAGUUACUACAGAAAUAAAAGAUAAGGUGUACCUGGAAAAAGACAAUGGAUGUGCAGAAUUUAAAUCACCAGAGAAUUCUUUUUUAGUGUUAGGUGUAACAACAGAAACAGAAAAGAUACACCUGGAAAGGAUGGCAGGGGUAGGUCUUCACCAUGCCGAUGUUCAUCUGGUGGGUGAAAAUAACAUCAUUUCAAACGAGACAGCUCACAGUGCAAACCAUAAUUCACAUGUUUCUGAAAAUGAACCAUUCAAGCAAUUCCGAUCACUUCUGGGGACCGAGGGGCAUGCCACAGAGGAGAUUCCAGACAGCACCCAAACCAAAGCAGAGCUGGAUUCAUGUCUAGAUGCUCCACAUCAGCAACAAGGUUUACAGAAUUCAGGCCAUGUAAUGUUAGAGGAGUCACAACGUAAAAUCAAACAAAUACAACUGUUAAAUAAGAAAAGCGAAUGCAGCAUAUCAUCUUUUAAACAAGUCUCAGACUCUAAGCAAGUCUGCAAUGAUACUUUAGAGAAACCUGAGCUGACUGUUCCCUGUGAUAAUACAGUAACUGAUUUACCCAUUUCAUCUGUUGCUCUCAGUGACCAUUUGAAAGUACUUCUCAAAAAUUCAGAUAAGUAUGUUAACAGCAUGCCUCUGUUGGUGAAACCUAACUCAGGCCCUGGGGAAAGAACUACAUGGAAAGACACGAAUGAUAUGCAAAGCAGUCAACUUGAGAACUGUCUGGGAUAUUUAGAAAACAACAAUGUGACUAUUUCCCAUCUUCAGGUUAACAAUGAGAGUAGUCAUGUUUUGCAAGCCAGAGAUGUGAAAACUGCUGUUUACAUGAAAACUUCUACAGAAUUACAGUUUUCCAGUAAAGAGAACCAGAUUAAUGGGAAUCAGACAACUGAAGCCACAAAAAACGACCUCUUCCUUUUUGUGAACAUCAAUGAAAGACAGCAUACAUCAUUAAAUACAGAGAAAACAGAGUCAUUAAAUGACACUGUUUCAGGAAAAAUGUACAGUGGAGGACAGAUGGAGGGAUCACAAUUAUUUCACAUAAAGCCAUCUGGAGAUUUAGUAAACAGAAGUGGAAGGUCAGCCUUUGAUCUUUCAACUUCAGAUAAAAAAACUGAGAAAACUCCAGUAUACAUGAAUUUUUCAGACUCUGGCCCUUGCUCAAGAGUAAAUCAAAUUGAAAGUCAAACAGGGAGCGCUUCAACUCCAAGCAUUUCUUUGUUGCUCAAAGAAAGACCCAUAGGUCCAGCAGAAAACAAAAGGAUUUCAGUGGCUCCUUGUAAAAAUGUUGGUGUGGAAAAUGUCAAAAAGGAUAUUGGACCAGAUACUACCAGCAUGAACAGAGUUGCUGACACUUUGAAUAACUGGAGUAUCCAUCCACAUCCCGAGGGGGAUCCCAGGGAAGAAAGGAAUGCAAUUGCAAGAACUUUUUAUGAUUCUUCUUUUCCCACAGAACAUGUGAAAACAAAGCUGGUGAAAUCAACUCUGCUACGAAGUCAUUUUCCAGCCAUUGAGAUUAAAGAUACUCCUAGUGAAGAUGACUGGCAGAGCCUCCUAACAAAUCAGAUAAAGGAGACCAAAAGGUUCCUAAGCCUAGAAAAUGACAACCCACCUAAAAAAAGAAAAACAGAAGAGAUGUCAGGAAAAAAAACCAAUUAAAACAAUGUUGCUCAAUGCUUUCUGUGGCAAAAUGAUACAGCUGAAAUACUGGUAUAAUUUUUACUAGAACAAAAUGGACGGUGGA